Messenger RNA from Branchiostoma belcheri (Belcher's lancelet), 762 nucleotides. RefSeq names its product ankyrin repeat domain-containing protein 65-like. The coding region runs from base 1 to 762 and encodes 253 amino acids. Gene Ontology annotation, cellular component: nucleus. Gene Ontology annotation, biological process: positive regulation of transcription by RNA polymerase II. Gene Ontology annotation, molecular function: transcription cis-regulatory region binding; protein binding. The record is from RefSeq and is a predicted model, not a curated record. The transcript has 8 exons. Lineage: Eukaryota; Metazoa; Chordata; Leptocardii; Amphioxiformes; Branchiostomatidae.
AUGUCCAGGCGGGAGAGGAAAAAGAGGGAGCGGGAGCAGGCACUCCGUGUUGCAGCUCUUGUAGGAGAUGAAGAGGAGGUGAAGGAGCUGCUCCGACAGGGAGUGGAUGUCAACUGUACCGACGUGCUUUCACAGCUCGAAGACACGCCACUUCACCGUGCAGCUUCAGGAGGACAUGUUGGUGUUGCUGAACUCCUCCUGAAGGCUGGAGCACAGGUGGACAGUAGGGAUGGGAAUCAAAACAGGCCACUUCACAGUGCAGCUUCAGGAGGACAUGUUGGUGUUGCUGAACUCCUCCUGAAGGCUGGAGCGCAGGUGGACAGAAGGGAUCAGUCUGGAGACUCGCCACUUCACAAUGCUGCUUCAGGAGGACAUGUUGGUGUUACUGAACUCCUCAUGAAGGCUGGAGCGCAGGUGGACAGUAGGAAUCAGUUUGGAAAGACGCCACUUUACAAAGCAGCUGAAAAAGGACAUGUUGGUGUUGCUGAACUCCUCCUGAAGGCUGGAGCACAGGUGGACAGUAGGGAUUGGUAUGAAUACACGGCACUUCACUUUGCAGCUUCAGGAGGAUAUGUUGGUGUUGUUGAACUCCUCCUGAAGGCUGGAGCACAGGUGGACAGUAGGGAUAAGGUAAGGGACGGCGAGACUCCUGAAGACAUAGCGGCAAGUACAGACGUUCCACCAUGGCUUGAUGAAGAUCGCGUCCUGGAGGGAAGGAAGAAGAUUCUCGAGCUCUUAGCAGCAGAAAAGUUGACCCGGUAG